AUGACUUUUAAGGCCUACGCCCCUGAGAAGAGAGCCAAGAGCCGGCUGUCUAAGGGCUGGCAUCCGGCCGGCGGCUCCUCUGGGCGGCCUCUUAGGGCCGCGGCCUGUGCCAGGCCCCUGGUGCCCUGCCCUGUGCCGGCCGCCCCGCCUGCGGGCCCGGGGAAGCGGAGGCUCAGCUCCAGCAGCUGCUGGGCUCCAGGGUGCAGGCGGCCCAGCCGCAACAGUCACCUGGAGCAGGAGCUGCAGGCCGCCCCCCAAAGGCUCCGGGGCCUCAGCAGCCGGCUCCCCCCACCCAUGGUGGAUGCACGCACCUGGGGUCCCCCUGGGCACCUGCCUGGGGUUCCUACAGAGGGGCCACUUCCAGAAAGCACCCUGAGGCAGCAGCUGCAAGGGGCCACUAUCGGGUCCCCCAGGAAGGCCUUGUUACACCACAGCCUGGCCCGCUCGCAGCGUCACGGUGGGGAGACCGGCCCGCAAGGAGGCCGAUGCCUGCGCGGCUUGCACCUUCUCGGCAGGCCUGCGGGCUCUGGCCUGUCCCCGUCACCGCAGGGGCCGGCAGCGUCGCAGGGCCCCGGGGAGUCCACACUGUGCCCGGACACCGGGUGGGGCCCAGGCGCCUGUUGCUCGGCCGCGCCCUGCAGGGCACCGCUCUGUCCCCCAGCUCCGCCAGCAGGUGUGGGUAGGAGAGGCAGGUGCAGGCGCCCCACACGCCGGCCCGCGCCCCUGGGCCCUGCCCCGGUCCCCGCCGCCCUGACCUCAGCAGCCCGCCAGGAGCUGCAGGCGCCCACCGGCUACCCUGGGGUGUGUGGAGCCCAGGCCUACCCCCGCCCGCCUCAGGGGUGCACCCCAGAAAACUGCUCCGUGGCAGCAGCUGAACCCGGCGCCAGUCAGUCCCCGAGGACGCAGCCUGUGGGCCGGAGCUGUGGGCGUCUGCAGCCGUGUCCCGGGUCCAUUACUGGGGGGCAGGGACCCUGCCCAGGGCGCCCCAACCCUCCCGGCUUCCAGCUCUGCCGUCGGCAGGUAUUUGGGCAGGUUGGGCUUGCAGUCGGGCAGCCGGCAGGCGUUCCCAGCCCUGCUGUGACCCGCGACUCCUGA
Messenger RNA from Canis lupus familiaris (dog), 1095 nucleotides. Its product is annotated as basic proline-rich protein-like. Lineage: Eukaryota; Metazoa; Chordata; Mammalia; Carnivora; Canidae. The transcript is spliced from 3 exons. The coding region runs from base 1 to 1095 and encodes 364 amino acids. The record is from RefSeq and is a predicted model, not a curated record.